This is a messenger RNA of Clupea harengus (Atlantic herring), 1666 nucleotides long. RefSeq lists its product as uncharacterized. Gene Ontology annotation, molecular function: glycosyltransferase activity. The record is from RefSeq and is a predicted model, not a curated record. Gene Ontology annotation, cellular component: cytoplasm. NCBI's taxonomy places the organism in Eukaryota, Metazoa, Chordata, Actinopteri, Clupeiformes, Clupeidae.
UCGAGGCGCCAAUUGCAAUAGCCUACUAGUCUACAUGAGACUUCGUGAGAAAUGUGUUGCAAACAGGGAAAUGUGAACCAUGUGAACAGGAGAACAGAUGGAGAUUAAAGACGCAACAAUAAAGAGUAAGGACCCACUGAUGUCCCCAACAUCCAACCAUGGCCUCAACCUCAUGUGCAAACUUGUGUUGGGGGUGUCUGUAUGUGCUGGCAUUCUCUUUUGCUACCUCAACUGGGAUGGACAACUGGGAGCCAGACUAACACCUCCUUAUCCAAGUGGGAGGACUGCAAAGACACGGUGUGGUCACCUAGAGGUGACAAACCCUCUGGUCCACGUCAGUGACUCCAGGACUUACUUAGUGUCAUCAUAUUUGGAGCAUCGGUCGGAACACUCUCUAAUUCGCACAAUUGCUAUUGUGAAACGCGAGGAGAAGCCUAGCUAUUCCUGCAUGUUUUGCUGUCAUGAAGAACUUCAAAAUAGCAGCGCCAGGUACGAGAUCCACUCUGACCACUUCGGGUUUGACUACGGCACGGCGGACAUCUUGUGCUCAGUCCCUGAAAAUUGCUUGAUGCCCUCACACAUUGCAAUUUACACAGGGCCCCUUAGGGGCCAAAAACCUGUUCUCCCCAUUCGUAACCAACAGGAACACCAGGAGUCCUUCCCUUACCAGUUUACCGUCUGCAUCUCGGUGAUGUACGACUACACCAACAUCAUGCAGUUGGUGCAGACCCUGGAGAUGUUCAGAUUGCUAGGAGCCCAACACGUGGCCAUCUACAAGUCCAGCUGCAAUGCGGCCACACAGAGAGUGCUGGAUUACUAUGUUCAGGCUGGCUUUGUUGAGAUCAUCCCCUGGCCCAUAACCGAGUAUAUUAAAGUGUCACGAGGCUGGCGGCAUUCAGUCUCUCCCGGGGACCUGCAAUACUUUGGGCAAAUUGCGGCGCUGAACGACUGUGUGUACCGCUUCAUGUACCAGACGCAGUACGUGGUGCUGCAGGACCUGGACGAGAUCAUCGUGCCGCUCACGGUGGACACCUGGACGGAACUGCUGCCACUGCUGGAACAGCAGUACGGCCGCCACAUCAGCUUCGAGUUUGAGAACCACGUGUUCCGGAACACGGUGAGCAGGAGGAACGCAGCGUAUCGGCCGACGGAGUGGCUCGGGGUCGCCGGCGUGGACAUCCUGGAUCACGUGUGGCGCAAGCCAAACAACCCAAAUGCCUUCAAAAACUUCAAGGUGAUCGUGAACCCCCGGAUGGUGUACCGCACAACCGUGCAUGGCCUUCUAAGGUCGGACUGCAAAGGGGUCCGCGUGGACCGUGAUGUGGCCCGGAUGUACCAUAUCAAACCUGAUGUCACCGAUGAUGUCACCGAUGACAAACUCAUUCAGGACGAGCGGCUUUGGGAUUAUGCCCCUCGUCUCAUUCCUGCUGUUUCAGACGUUCUGAAAAAGACCUCUCCAAGAUAGUGUUUGCUGUGCCACAAAUGAGAUUUAAUUCGUUUUCUUUUACAAUCAAAGUGUUUUGGGGUUUUUCAUGUGAGAAACAUACAACAAACACCUCACAUUUAACAUCACAUUCACUACACUAUACACACACUACACAACAAUCAGGGCAAUAAAGACAGACAAAAAAUACACAAUUGAAAUAAAUAAAUAAAAUAGAAAAAA